Paramecium tetraurelia is the source of this 1130-nucleotide messenger RNA. RefSeq lists its product as uncharacterized. Gene Ontology annotation, molecular function: cysteine-type deubiquitinase activity. The record is from RefSeq and is a predicted model, not a curated record. NCBI's taxonomy places the organism in Eukaryota, Ciliophora, Oligohymenophorea, Peniculida, Parameciidae. The transcript has 5 exons.
AUGAAUAUAAUCGAUGAAAUUCUUACCAUAGGAAAUGACCUUUCUGGACCUUAAAUAUUUGCUAUAUGUAUGAAAUGGUAUGAAUAGUUUCAGGAUGAUUUGUAUAAUUGCAAUCCAAAUUUUUCUAAGAUCGACAACUAUUCCCUUUGCAUAUGCUAAGAAGAACAAGUACAAAUAAAUAGUAUAUUGAAUAAUGUUAAGAGAGAGUUCAACAUGCAACAUAUAAAACCAAUAAUUAUACAAUAAAACUCAUUAGAGUAAAUUCUAAAAGUUGAUAAGCGCAAUUAAGCUCAUUACGUAAGUAAAGCUUUAUGGGAAUACCUGUAGGAGCAAAUGAAAGGAGGUCCAUGCAUUCCAUUAUACACAAUGACUAAAUAGGAAUCCUAUUUGGCACGAACUAUGUUUGCAAACCUUAAAUUUAUGACGAAUAAUGAUAUUGACGACUUGAUGCCUAAUUUAGUAGUUCCAGUUGAUAUGACUUAGAUUGAGUUACUUAUUUAAAAAGAAGAUGAUUCUCUCAUUUAUUUAACCAAAGUUGUGCCUUUGGCAUUUACAAUAGAAUAAUUAAUAACUAAAAUAAUCACACCCCUUUUCGACAUUUCAAAUCUCAUGUGUUACAAUUACUAUUUAAAGAAAUUUCUAAGCAAUAACAAUUCAACAUUUAUCUGUGAAUUAUAAAAAAAAUCCCUUUGGUUUCUCAAGAGUUCAAUGACAAUUUCAACAGGAGGAAUAGCAUUUAAUGAGAACUUGGAUGAAGCCUAAAUGAGAGAGGACUUCCAAAGUCUUAAAACAGGUUCUACUGAAUCUACCACAGAAUCUAGAAUAUCACUUUCAAUAGACAAUAGCCAAUCAUAGAUUAGCCCUCUUCAUAAAUUCGACAAUGAAGGGAAUCACAUUAAUCUAAUGCUAAGAGAUUUGGAUGAUUUCAAGAAUGAAAUUAGUACUGUACUUAAAUAAAAUAAAAAUUAACAAUUAGUUCUCUUAAAAUUUGAAUAGGCAAUGGAAAACAUCAAUUAAAUUAUACAAUCGAUAGAAUAAGAGAAUUGUUUCAAAAAGGAAUAAUAAGAAGAAGGAACUAAUGAUGAACUUAUCGAAUAAGAUAUUUGAUUUCAUAAUAAAUUACACAUUUU